CCAGCUGCUGCUCGUUCCCCGAAGGUGUGUGAGUGCUCGUGCGCGCCUGUUCCUCCGGCUCCGUAAGGCGGCGAGGCUGCGCCGCAGGUCCGCUUGAGCUUGUGACCUCAUUCUUGUCAGGGGGCUCGUUUCCCCGGUCCUCCGGUUGUCCUCGCCCGGUUCCCCGAGGGCAGCGUUAUUAUGUAUCAGAGCCCCGCUCGGUCCCUGUGCUCGGCCCUCUCCAACCUCUGCUGCGCGCCUUCCUCCGCCACCUCUUCGACGCUGCUGCUCCGGUCUCCGGCUCCAGUCAAGAAAGCCCUCUCCCCGCCUGCCAUCCUUGCCUCUUCCGCCGCCGCCGCCGCCGCCCCUCACUACGGCUGUUCUGCGGCUGCAAGCGCGGGGGCUGCCAAUUCCCAAGCAGUGUAUUCCAUGGGCAACAGUACCAGCAGGCUAUAUAGUGCUCUUGCAAAGACUCUGAGUACUGGUGCUGUCUCCAAACACCAGGAAUACUUGGAACAAACGGAUCCUGACUUCUUGGAUCCCAUUGAUCCCAAGGAUCUGCUUGAAGAAUGCCAGGUGGUUCUUCAGAAACGUCCUGCCCGGUUCCAGAGGGACUUUGUGAACCUGAGGACCAGCUUUUCCAGAAGCCACCGACCUAUUAGGGUCAUGCAGUGGAACAUCCUUGCACAAGCUCUUGGAGAAGGCAAGGACAACUUUAUUCAGUGCCCGGUGGAAGCCCUGAGGUGGGAAGAAAGGAAAUGCCUCAUUCUAGAAGAGAUCCUGGCAUAUCAGCCAGACAUCUUGUGCCUACAAGAAGUGGACCACUACUUUGACACCUUCCAGCCUCUGCUCAGCCGGCUGGGCUACCAAUGUACUUUCUUCCCUAAACCGUGGUCUCCAUGUUUAGACGUGGAAUGUAACAACGGGCCAGACGGCUGUGCCUUAUUCUUCCUCAAGGACAGAUUCACUCUCGUCAACAGCACCAACAUCAGGUUGACUGCGAUGAAGCUGAAAACCAACCAAGUAGCCAUUGCUCAGAUUCUGAAAUGUAACGAAACAGGCAAACUGUUCUGCACUGCUGUUACUCACCUGAAAGCUCGCAACGGCUGGGAGAGAUUUAGGUCUGCGCAAGGGGCUGAUCUUCUUGAGAACCUGAAGAAGAUCACCCGGGAGGCAGAGGUCCCUCUCAUCGUCUGUGGUGAUUUCAACGCGGAGCCCACCGAAGAGGUGUACAAGGAAUUCUCAAAUUCUAGCCUGAACCUAAACAGCGCUUAUAAGCUGCUGAGUGCUGACGGACUGUCAGAACCUCCCUAUACGACGUGGAAGAUCCGACCCUCUGGAGAGUGCAGGCACACCCUCGAUUACAUCUGGUACUCGCAACAUGCCUUAAACGUGAAUGCUGCUCUCAGUCUCCUGACUGAGGAGCAAAUUGGACCCAACAGGCUACCGUCUUUCACUUACCCCUCAGACCACCUGUCUUUAGUAUGUGAUUUUACAUUUAAUGAAGAUCCCGACAGGCUUUUAUAAAUAGGUGCAAGUAGCUGGAUGUGUGGGUGUGUGGUUGUUUUUUAUAUUUAAAAAGAUGUACUGUGUUUAUUCAGUGGCCUUUUAAAAUGGGCUUCUGAAGACUUUAGGGGAGUGGUUAUUUAUGAACGGAGAACUAAUGGUUUUAUUUUCAACUCUCUUGUCGAAAGACACUUUUGUCAUUAAACACCUUGCUGUGAUAGUAGAAGAAAAAACCAACAAACAUGGCUACUUAAAUUUGAGGCAUGCUUUAUGUUUUUGCUGUCCCCUGGUUUGGAGGACCGAUUCUGUAACAAAUGCAGAUCUUUAUUUGAAGACCUUUGCUAGAGCAAUUGCCCUCAGUGUAGCAUGGUUAUUCUAUAUUUGAACGAAGUGGGCCAAAAGGGUAUCACACACGAUGGGGUGUUUUUUCAGUAUUGCAAUUAAAGAUGUGCUGAAUGACCAAACUUUGGUAGUGUAGGACCAGUUACAUUUUGAACAUGUAAAGGACUAUAGCACUGGUGUUAGCUAAUUAAAAUAUUCCUGAACUUGCA
Messenger RNA from Lacerta agilis (Sand lizard), 2036 nucleotides. It is a transcript of the gene NOCT, whose product is annotated as nocturnin. Gene Ontology annotation, biological process: circadian rhythm. Gene Ontology annotation, molecular function: poly(A)-specific ribonuclease activity. The record is from RefSeq and is a predicted model, not a curated record. The coding region runs from base 181 to 1506 and encodes 441 amino acids. Lineage: Eukaryota; Metazoa; Chordata; Lepidosauria; Squamata; Lacertidae. The transcript has 3 exons.